Octopus sinensis (East Asian common octopus) is the source of this 2102-nucleotide messenger RNA. RefSeq names its product N-acetylglucosamine-1-phosphodiester alpha-N-acetylglucosaminidase. The transcript has 11 exons. The record is from RefSeq and is a predicted model, not a curated record. Bases 200 to 1948 code for a protein of 582 amino acids. NCBI's taxonomy places the organism in Eukaryota, Metazoa, Mollusca, Cephalopoda, Octopoda, Octopodidae.
GAAGAACCUUUGAGAAGGGGAAAUAACUCUUGAGUUUAUAUCACGUGAACGAUGUUGCCAACGAGCCAAUAACUCGGGUAUAAAUACCCGGAAGCGCUCGCGCACGCACAGUCUAUUGUCAUGUGUUGGUUAUCCUGUCAAGUAGUCUCUGUGUUUUUAUUCGUGUAAACAUUGUAAAUAUCCAUGACGUCCACAAGAUAUGUAUCAAAUAUUUCUAAUUUUCAUUGCCAUUCACCGUAUUGUCGAAACAGUAGAUGGAUUGGAUGUCAAUGGCAUGGACUUACUUUUGCCAUACCACGGCCAUCACGGACCACGACAUAGCAACAGGUAUGUUCGCAGUUGCCAACAAGCCAAAUAUGGAGACAUGACUUCUUCCAUACAUGCUGCUUACAAGAGUAAUGGUAGUGACCCAACAGACAUUCCACCACCUUUGGUUAUAUCAAAGUACAUGAUUAAAAAGUAUGGUGAUAUGUUCAGCGAACGUCAUAUCACAAUUUACUACCAGCUCAUUAACUAUCCCUGGCAGACACUCAGUGUUUUAGAACCUCUGGAAGCUAACAGCUGCAAUAACAAAAAUUCUUCAGUAAGAGCAACAGUGUUAGAGAGUGCUAAACGUAUGAACUGUUUAGCUGCGACCAAUGCAGGUUUCUUCAACACGCACACAGGGGAAUGUGUAGGUAAUGUUGUGAGUAAUGCUCAUCUUGUUAAAGAUUCAGGAGGUAUUCAGAAUGUUCACUUUGGUAUUACAAAAGAUGGAAUAUUAUAUUUUGGGUAUUUAUCUGAAAUAGAUAUUGUUGCCAAAGACUUUAUUCAACUUGUUGGUGGUGUUAUCUGGCUUAUUAGAGAUGGAGAUGUGUAUGUUGAUGAAAGUGCAAAGCUAGAAUGUUCUGAAGCACAAGAAAGUGGUAAUAUUCAAAGAUUUAUAUCUGUGAUAUCUGCACGUAAUGCUGUUGGCCAUGAUAAAGAAGGCAGGGUUAUUAUGGUGCAAGUAGAUGGAGAAACAGGCAAACAUGGCAUCAAUUUGUAUGAAUUGGCCGACAUCAUGAAAGACCUUGGUGCAGUCAAUGCUAUCAAUUUAGAUGGCGGUGGCUCAGUUACACUUGUAAUGAAUGGAACUUUGGUCAACAACCCAUCAGAUAUGUGUAGUGAUAAAAAGUUCCGAUGUCCUCGUGAGGUGUCAACAAUAUUGUGUGUACAUGAACCUCUUUGUGAUCCCCCUGACUGUAAUGGACACGGUCAGUGUGUCUUUGGUCGUUGUAACUGUUCAGGUCUCUGGUCAGGUGAUCAGUGUCAAACUGUUAAAUGUGAAAAUGACUGCAGUGAACAUGGGAAAUGUACAGAAGCUGGUUGUCUUUGUACUGAAGGAUGGAUGGGGGAUGAUUGUCAUGUUCCUUGUCCACAUGGCAGAUAUGGAGUCAACUGCAGUCAACUUUGUCUCUGUCAACAUAAUUCUACUUGUAACCUUUUUACUGGUGCUUGUACAUGUCCGCCUGGAUUUGUUGGAGAUUUUUGUCAAGACGGCUGUCCUUUUGGUUUCUAUGGUGACCGAUGUAAACAUGUCUGUAUGUGCCCCGCUGCUUGUGGCUGUGAUCAUAUUACUGGAAGAUGUAUUAUAUCUUCAGCUUAUUCCAAACAUAUUUUUCAAGCCAGUAAUUGCCUUGCCCAAAAGAUUAUACAACAUAAACAUUUAAUUGUGGACAGAACGAAGGAAUACAGGUUUUAUGUGUAUGGUUUCAUUUCAAUGAGUGUUGUUGCGGCUGUUAGUAUCCUCAUUUCAUGCAGUUUAAUGUAUACUUUGUACAAAGACAACAAAUUCACCUGCUUCAAAAAAUGUAAACUACCUCAGAAGAACGUCAAAACACACAAACUACUGGAUAAUUCUUUCAUUUAUGAUGAAGAUGAAGACAAACUUAUUAGUUCUGAGCUUGAUUUGACAGAUGAAGUUUAACGAGAAAAUCAUUAUUCUUUGUGUGCAAUAUACAGUAUGCGUUUGUGUGUAUGUGUGUGUAUAUAUAUAUAUAUAUACCGGAGUAAACACAUAAAUGUGAAACAAGGUGGAAAAAAAAAAGUACUCAAAUACCAGGGGUAGAGUAAUAUGCUUU